AGUAAAAGACUACUGAUUCAACCACUUCGGUAGCGCACAUUAAACCAGUCUUGUUAAUAUCAAUGUCAGUGUUUAUUAAACAUUAUUCUGUUUUACGUAUUGACUAGUUGAAAAAAAGGUAUUUGCUUGUUAAAUGAAAUUGUCUGAUUUGUUCAAUUGUUAACGUUACUGCACAAGGUUAAACGCUAAUGCUAACUAUCUAGCUAGCUAACAUCCCGACCAUGAGCUCACUAAGAUAUUGUUCUUAUUGUUAAGGUUAAUGCACUAGGCUAAUCGCUAAUGCUAACUAUCUAGCUAACAUCCCGACCAUGAGCUCACUAAGAUAUUGUUCUUAUUGUUAACGUUACUGUACGAGGCUAAACGCUAAUGCUAACUAUCUCGCUAGCAUCCCGACCAUGAGCUCACUAAGCUAUUCAGAGAAAGAAGCUCGAGGGCUGAACAUCAUCGUAAAAGAAGAAGAGGAAGAAGCUUUAAGAAUAAAAAAGGAAGAAGAGGUGGAUAUUACAUUGAAAGAAGAGAAGGAACCUUUUGGAGUAAAAGAGGAAGAGGAGGCUAUUUCAAUAAAUGACGAGGAGGAGGAGACUGAAGAUCCUGUUAACACCAGAGAGAGACAUGACUUUCGUGGAUCCUCUGCGGAGCCUCAACAACAUCCUGAUGCUGACGAGGAAGAGAAGAGUCUCUCCAGAUCAGAACACCAGAUGGACAACGCUAGCCCUUCCUCCCUCCCGGAGUCCCCGUGUCAUGCCUCUCCCGGUAGCACCUUACUGCUGGGUAUGAAGAGGUUGUCUGUGCUGCUGGUGGACUGCAGGAAAACAACGGGGCUGAGUGGAACUGUGAGAGGAGGAGAAGAGAAGAAAGGAUCAGAUUUGACUCAUCAAAAAGAGAGACCCGACUCAGAGGAACCAGAGACGUCUGAACCAGUGAGACGACACCACUGUUCCCAGUGUGGAAAGAGUUUUACCCGUUUAUGGAGCCUUGAAAUACAUAAAAGAAUACACACAGGAGACAAACCUUACCACUGUUCCCAGUGUGGAAAGAGUUUUACAUGGUUAAAUGUCUUGAAAAUGCAUGAAAGAAUACACACAGGGGAAAAACCAUUCCAAUGCUCUCAGUGUGGAAAGAGUUUUACACAGUUAGGGAAUCUUAAAAACCACAAGAGAACACACGCAGAGAAGAAGUCUUACAACUGUUCCCAGUGUGGAAAGAGUUUUAACCAUUUAGGGAAUCUUAAAAACCACAAGAGAACACACGCAGAGAAGAAGUCUUACAACUGCUCUCAGUGUGCAAAGAGUUUUACUCGUUUACGUAACCUAAAAUCGCAUGAGAGACGACACACAGGAGAUAAACCUUACCAAUGCUCUCAGUGUGGUAAGAGAUUUAUUGAGUCAACAGAACUGAAAGUUCAUAAGAGAAUACACACAGGGGAAAAACCAUUCCAAUGCUCUCAGUGUGUAAAGACAUUUUCCCGACCAGGGGUCCUGAAAUUACACGAGAGAAUACACACAGGGGAAAAGCCGUACCACUGUUCCCAGUGUGGAAAGAGUUUUACAUAUUUAAAUGUCAUGAAAAUGCAUGAAAGAAUACACACAGGGGAAAAACCAUUCCAAUGCUCUCGGUGUGUAAAGACAUUUUCCGGACCAGGGGGCCUGAAAUUACACGAGAGAAUACACACAGGGAAAAGCCGUACCACUGUUCCCAGUGUGGAAAGAGUUUUACUCAGUUAG
Molecule: messenger RNA, 1724 nt
Organism: Oncorhynchus masou masou (cherry salmon)
Lineage: Eukaryota; Metazoa; Chordata; Actinopteri; Salmoniformes; Salmonidae
Product: gastrula zinc finger protein XlCGF57.1-like
Exons: 4
Coding region: 396-1724 (442 amino acids)
Biological process (GO): regulation of transcription by RNA polymerase II
Cellular component (GO): nucleus
Molecular function (GO): RNA polymerase II cis-regulatory region sequence-specific DNA binding; DNA-binding transcription factor activity, RNA polymerase II-specific
Source: RefSeq, a predicted model, not a curated record